GCAGAAGGAAUAGUGUCCUGGCUGGUUCCUCCUGAGAAAUCGUUCGCAUUGCUUCGAUCAGCCGAAGAGAAAUCCGGGAAGGUCACGUCUGUUGAAUCGGUGGCGAAAUCAGCGUGGUGAAGAAAUUUAUUAUAUUUUAUCCCGUUGCAACCACCAGACGACGAGACCGCUUGCAUCCUUUGUGGAAAUGGAAAACGGAAUGAAGUCGAUGAGCAGACUGGUUAAUUGAAAUAAAUUCACGUGAAUGCACGAAUUUCUAAAUGGAACGCACACCGUUCGCGGAGAUCAAUUGUCGAUAAACGGAGUCACUUAGUGAACUUUGAGCACUUGAUCUCUACCAAUUUCUAAUCGUUCAGUAAAACGAUGGGUGCAUCGAGGCCGCGUCAUUGGCUUCUAGCUGCAGUCAUCCUAAGUCUUUCCUCGAGUUUGAUGACAAGCGAGGUAGAGCAAUUUACGAAAUCUGAUUCCUCGGUUGUCGAUGUGCGAAGAGAUGAAACCAAUCAUACCGGGGUGGUGACAAUCCGCCGGCGAAGAUACGUGCGAUUUCCAACAGGGUCUGCUUAUCUCCUCGAGGCCGGUUCAACGCCACAUGGCAGAAAUUUUGGGUCGCAUCCGGUCACGCGUUUCAUUCCGCAGACUCAAUUCCCAGGAUCGUGGAGACAACACAAGUCCUUCUGGAGAACUCCCGCCGAUUACAACAGACCGAUGGGACCGGUGAUGUCCCAUCGGACACCACGACUGAUAUUCCGUGACAACGACUUCCUGCCGCCGGUCGGAGGUGGCGCGGCUUCCUUUUUCCAGCAGUCUAAUCAGUUGCCAGAUUUCGAGGACGAUAUCAGAGAUCUCCGGAAACAGAUGCCGGAUGAUUACCCUAGAUUGGAAACAGAGAUGCGCCAACAAAAAAGACCGCUGUGGAAAGGCGACGAUACGUUGUGCGCGGACGGACGGAGCUGUGAAUUUUUUCUAAUGUGCUGGAUGACUGCUGGCCUAUUGGACGGCAGCUGCGGCGGCAUUAUGUACGCAUGUUGUCAGCGGAAAGACCCUACUAAAGCUCUCACUGAUUAUAACCUGAUCGAGUCACCUAGAGAUCAAUCUCGGCCACUUCCGCUGGAUUUGUACACGGAGACCGACAGCGACGAUCGUUGCGGCAUACCGAUCGUCUCGAAACAAAUCGCGCAGAGGAGGAUCGUUGGCGGUGACGAGGCCGGUUUCGGCAGUUUCCCGUGGCAGGCUUACAUACGGAUCGGUUCUAGCAGAUGUGGCGGCACUUUGGUCAAUCGAUUUCAUGUUGUCACCGCUGGGCAUUGCGUUGCAAAAGCGUCGGCGAGACAAGUCCAGGUUACUCUCGGCGAUUAUGUGGUGAAUUCCGCGACCGAAUCUCUGCCAGCUUAUACUUUUGGAGUUCGAGAAAUCAGAGUGCAUCCUUAUUUCAAAUUCACGCCACAAGCAGACAGGUUUGAUGUGGCCGUGCUUCGAUUAGAUCGACCAGUUCAUUACAUGCCCCAUAUAGGGCCUAUAUGCCUACCAGAAAAAAACGAAGAUUUUCUAGGGCAAUACGGCUGGGCUGCGGGAUGGGGUGCUUUGCAAGCAGGUUCUAGAUUACGGCCGAAAACAUUACAAGCGGUAGACGUGCCCGUGAUCGAUAAUCGUCUCUGUGAGCGGUGGCAUCGGUCCAAUGGCAUCAACGUCGUCAUUCAUGACGAGAUGAUGUGUGCCGGUUACCGCAGCGGCGGUAAGGAUUCGUGUCAGGGUGACAGUGGAGGUCCAUUGAUGUUGGAGAAAACUGGCCGAUGGUACCUCAUCGGCAUUGUCUCCGCAGGUUAUUCCUGUGCACAGCCAGGUCAACCAGGGAUCUAUCAUCGCGUGGCCAAGACUGUCGACUGGAUCACGUAUGUCAUAAACUCGUAACGCAUCCUCAACCGCUGAAGAACUAUUCUCAGGAGGAGAGAUCUUGAGAAUCCUGAAGAGCCGCGAACUUUGCAUGACACAAAAUUCGGGCAUCUUUCAUGUCGGAGAAUGAUUUCCGGGAUCUAGAUCACGUCUGAGAAAUUAUUCUUCGAGUGAUUAGUCUGAAAAUCAACGUGACAAAAGAGUUUAACGAGGAGGUUAAUUUAAACUGACUUCCAGAAAACGGACCAUGCCUAAUGAAA
This is a messenger RNA of Mycetomoellerius zeteki, 2150 nucleotides long. RefSeq names its product serine proteinase stubble. The record is from RefSeq and is a predicted model, not a curated record. The transcript has 10 exons. Bases 364 to 1908 code for a protein of 514 amino acids. NCBI's taxonomy places the organism in Eukaryota, Metazoa, Arthropoda, Insecta, Hymenoptera, Formicidae. Gene Ontology annotation, biological process: proteolysis. Gene Ontology annotation, molecular function: serine-type endopeptidase activity.